AUGCCAUUAAAAACCGAUGCAAUUUUUAAAAGUGGUUAUAUUGAUGAAUUUGAUAUUGAACUGGUGAACCAGUCGAUGACGUUCGAUACGACAGAUAUGCACGUACAGGGAACAUGCGACUUGUUCACGACAAAGCCAAUUGGGAUAGAUCGCAAGCUCUAUAAAAGGCUUGAUAGGCGAUAUUCAGCUUCAAGACACGAUACGUCCAGUUCUGAGGAUGAGUAUUCGAAAGAACAUAGGGACUCAAUUGGGCGGUCGAAUAGUGACUCGAAGAUGAUAGAGAAACCGAUGAUUCGGAGUUUGACCGAGAAAAAGAGCAUGGAGGAGUUGAAAAAGAAAACUGGAGACAGCACGAGUGUACAGGAGCAGAAAAGCAAAGAAACACCGAAUAAUGUGACGGUGGAUGGUACCAAAGCUGGAGAACACGGCCAGUUUAUCAGUCCGCAGUUUAUGCAGCUGAAAAAGCGUUCUUACAGUUAUUCGUACCCGUACAAACGGUCGCAAUUGGCGAAAUUUCUGCUGAAUAGCAACAUUUCCGGCAAGCACGGACGAGAAAGAGGUCAUGGGAUGGGGAUAUUGGGAUCCGGCAACUCUAUCCACUCCGAGAAUGGCACCAAACCGCGUUCGAAGUCUUUCCACUACUCGAUGACAGGAAAUAGUGGUGAAGCUUUGGAUUUGCUAAGGUCCAACCGAGAUACAGAUACAAUGGACUAUUAUUCGCCGUUUGGACCACUUAGCAGGCAGUCGUCGAGACGGCUUUUCGCGUAUUUGAUUGCAAUUCUCAACUCGACGUAUCCGGACCACGAUUUUUCGCUGGUGCAACCGACAAACUUCACACUUUUAACAUCGCCAGAGGUGCUCAUAAAGCGUGUGAACUCACUGCUUAUAUCAUUGGGCAAGUCGAAGGGAUUAGACUGGAUCUGGCAAACUAUAGACACGCACAUGGAUGUUGCACAGUGCACGUGCUUCCAGUAUGAGCCUGAGCAGUCGUUUUUGGGCGAUCUUCCCGGUACUCUGUGGUGUAAUAUGUACUUCAUGUACAACAAGAAACGCAAAAGAGUUGCUUUUCUUUACUUCCGGGCCACAACUCUUCAAGCUGUCAAAAGCGGGUCUACUGCAAGUCUCAGCACUGAUGAAAGGAGAGAUGGGCGUACAGGUGGCUCAAGUGUGGAUGAAGAAUAUGAUUUGCGUGAUGAGACGAGAUUUUCUCGCAAUACCAACAGCCCGAUAUAUGAAGAUGUAUUUGAUGAAGAUGACGAGGACAAUCCUGCGGAUUUGGAUGGCCACGAGGUGUCUGGAGAUCCUAAAAGCCAAUCACAAGAGACCGCCGAUGGAAAAUUGAUUGAUAAAGAAGAUCUGGAAGAAGUUGAUGAAGAAGAAAAUGAAGAUAGGGUAGGAGACUCUGAUUCAGACUAUGCAAUGGAUGAGGAUGAGCUUGCAAAUGAGAACCAGGAUGAUGAAGAUGACUAUGGGAACUCGGCUGAGAUUAUGACUGACGGCAUGGAUAUAAGUUGA
Messenger RNA from Brettanomyces bruxellensis, 1515 nucleotides. RefSeq lists its product as uncharacterized. Bases 1 to 1515 code for a protein of 504 amino acids. The record is from RefSeq and is a predicted model, not a curated record. Gene Ontology annotation, molecular function: RNA polymerase III core binding. NCBI's taxonomy places the organism in Eukaryota, Fungi, Ascomycota, Pichiomycetes, Pichiales, Pichiaceae. Gene Ontology annotation, cellular component: nucleus. The transcript has 2 exons. Gene Ontology annotation, biological process: negative regulation of transcription by RNA polymerase III.